Messenger RNA from Mya arenaria, 3964 nucleotides. RefSeq lists its product as uncharacterized. Gene Ontology annotation, biological process: proteolysis. The transcript has 17 exons. NCBI's taxonomy places the organism in Eukaryota, Metazoa, Mollusca, Bivalvia, Myida, Myidae. The coding region runs from base 382 to 3669 and encodes 1095 amino acids. The record is from RefSeq and is a predicted model, not a curated record. Gene Ontology annotation, molecular function: metalloendopeptidase activity.
ACAAUCAGUGGACCGGGUAGAUCGGCUAUUGAUUCUUUUGAUCAGUUGGUAUAUUUAAACAAUGUGUCAUUUUAUUUCGUGACUUCGUACGGUAUUGGGUCGCAGUGGCUAUUUGGUGCAUGAAAAAUGGUUAUGAAAUCAUUUGAAUUAUUUCAGUAUUAAAUUCAGUACAUCUUUCGUUUGGUGAUGGGAAGCAUUGGAUUUAAAAUACAGGCCAACUCUUUGCCUUAUAAAUCAGUUUGAUUAAAUAAUAUAAUCGCUUAACAUUAUUUUGCGUUAACAAUUUAAUCGAAGUGACAAUACUCCGUUCAUUUAUGACUGGAAUCGAUUUGAGAACAUCAGUUUUGUAAAGCGGAAAUAGUAGGACAUUUUCGUGACGGGAUGUGCGCUGAAGCCGGCACUGUGACAUCAUCGUGGCUGCUGCUGCUGGUGGCGGCGGCCCUCGUGCUCCCUCAUUCCGGAAAGGGACUACGCAUGCCCGUACCAGAUAACUUCGAGACAGACAAAGUGGAGGUAGAGCUGUUGACUGAUGAGGGAACUUCCGGUAGCCUCGGUGAGUUGUACCCGGACACCGCCCACUUCCGGGUUCAUCAUCCCGCAGGUUCCGUGACGCUCCGACUCAACCGGAACCAGCGGCUCCUUGCCACCUCACACAUUUUUCUGUGGAGGGACGGCGACAUCCGGAAGUCUGAUUCUAUGGCGAACAAGACGGGAGCCCUGUACCAAGAUCCGAAAACCGGCGCCGCCCUCGUGUUCGUCCGCCCGUCCGCCGCCUCGCCUAUUCGAUUGUUCGGCACGUUUUUCACGGAGCAGGGCCAUCAUCUCAUACAACCGGAAGCCGAUGGUCACGUGAUGUCCGGUCUUCCCGGGGACGCGCAUGCGCAUACAGAAGCCUAUCGCCGGACCCUCGAGGCGAUAGCGGCGACUCCCGAUGUCAGGCGGCGGCGGAGGCGGCAGGCUACCUCACUCCAGGUGGAGCUGCUUACUGUGGUCGACUACAAGAUUUACCAGUUUUGGUACGAUCUAACGAAAGGGUCGGCGGACAGACGGACAGACACAGUCAACCUUAUAGCGCUGUACAUGGCAUACAUGGUCAACGCUGUGGACGCUCGUUUUCGAUCCGUGGACAAUAUGGAUUUGAGCGUUCUGCACGCGGGGCUCUUCAUUGCGGAUACACCGGAAGCGGCGGGUUGGAGCGAGGGGACUGUGACGGGCGGACAGCAGGACAGCUCAAAGACGCUGGAUGCCUUCACAUCCUGGACAAAUGAGCAAAACGGACUUCCGGCCCGAGACCACGCCAUGGCCUUUACCGGGUAUGACAUCACAAGUGGAAGUUCCGGAUCGGACAAUGCGGGCGUGGCUGGGCUAGGAACAAUAUGCUCCUCCGAAAGUACGUCGCUGGUUGAGUGGCGCUUCGACUUCAUUACCAUGGCAACUGCGGCCCACGAGCUAGCGCACAGCUUGGGCGCGGUGCACGACGGUUCUGGUAACACAUGUAGUGCAGACGACAGCUACAUCAUGGCGCCGAGAAACUCUCCGGGACUUCCGGCCUCCAAGGGCCGUCACCCGUGGCUGUUCUCAACGUGCUCACAGAAAUCGUUUAAGCAGCGCGUGGACCUAUUGGACGCUUUUGGAGGGAAUUGCCUGCUCAGGGCGGCCGGAAGUUCACGCAUAGCUACGACGCCACGCCCCAUGGGUAAGACGUAUGGAGCGGACGAGACGUGUGUCAACCGGUAUGGAGCCGGCUCCUUCGUCUGUAGGUCUGUGCAGUCUUAUGAUGCCAUAUGUCGUGGGAUGUUUUGCAACCAGCCGGGUUCCACUCUCUGCUAUGCCGUAGUUCCGGCUGAGGGGACGCCGUGUGGCGCCGGAAAGUGGUGUGAACGUGGGGUGUGUGUAAGCUCCCCGCAGGCGUCUUCUGACGUCACGGAUUUCUGCCCACUCGGGGACCGCCCGGGCUUGUUCGAAGAAACGGGGCGCACUUGCGCAGACCACGUGGCCGCGGACGCCUCCGCCUGCUACUCGCCAUACACCGAGGCAAACUGCUGUAAGAGUUGCGCGGCACGUGCCGGCACGGACGAGUCGUGUCGCUAUGGCGACCACGGACCUUUCUGCACUACGAUCUCGCGGCAUGGAUGUUACUCGAACGAGGAUUAUUGUUGCAAGACCUGCCCGCCACUGAAAAAUGCUGGACUUAUAGGUUGUGAGUUCGGCGACAAAAUGGCAGGUUGUAACAAAGACCACUGUGGGUAUUACUCUGCUGAUGUUCGAGCCGGCUGCUGCGAAACGUGCUACGAUGGCAUCAUUCCCACUACCACUACUUCUACCGUCCGCACCAACCGUCCGACAACAACAAUGGUGCCUACCGUCCGUACAACAACCGUCCGCACCAACCGUCCGACCACAACAUUGGCGCCCACCGUCGGUACCACAACCGUCCGUACCAAUCGUUCCACAACAGGACCUACCGUCCGUCCGCCCACGACCAGUCCACCGCCAAUGCCGACGCCGACACGUCCGCCAACAGACCGAACCCCCGUCGCUCCGCAAGAAAACACGAUGUCCGAGGUGGUGGCGGUUGCGCUGGGGGUUGGCGCUGGCGCUCUCGUUCUCGCCUUGGUGGUUGCAAUCACAUGUUUCCUGUACAGGCGGCAGCAGGCGUCCAAGUCCGCCCAUACCAAGCGAGACUCUAUUGACAAUAACUAUGAUAACAUCGGUUUCAUUGGGGCUAGAGAGAAGCCCGCCCGUCCCCCACCACGUAGGGCCUCCGACAACCGCGGCAGUGCCGGGUCACACACGCCUCAGAGUACAGUAUUCGUGGACGACUAUACGUUGCCUGUACCCUCUGCACCUUCUAUCGUCAGCGAGGCGUCAGCUACUUCCGGUGUUCAGUACACAGCGCCUGAGAAACCUAGAUUUUUCGCGGCACUUAGACACCCCAAGCUUCUCCGUUAUAGCGCUGGCCUCAAGCCUCCCAGCGCACCGGAACCGAGCGUCUCCGAUACCAUGAAGCGCGUCAGUCGCCCGGUCCAUUACAAGCGGACAAGUAACCAGCGACCAGCAUCAGGAGAGGUGAGCGUCCCGCUUCCCGGAAUGAGCGGCGACAGGCGACCAUCAGACGCAUACGACAGCAUCGGCGACCUGCCGGCGUCCAUGGUCUCCCGGAAACCAACUCUUCCAAAAAAUCAUCCCGGAAAACUUACAGCAAGAAUUAAUCAGUUUGAAAAAAUAAACAGUGAAAACCACAAUUAUUUAACAAAUGCCAAUGUUCAAAACAAUAACACUACGAAAAAUAAAGACAUUCCGCAUGAGAGUGAACGACCCAAGCCGGUACCACGUAUAACUAGCAUCAAUAGCUCUCAGGAGACUAUACCAACUAUAUCAGCAUCUAUUGCUGAGCCUGACUUGUCCAUAAUGGAAACUUAUGACAAAGCGGACAGUGUACAAAAGUUAGACAAUCAAAAUGUUCGUCCUCACUCUGUGAACGCUAAGGCGCCGGAAGGGCUGGUCCCUCCGGCGCGACCCGUUCCAAGGCGACCGGAAGUGGUAAAUGAACAUAGGACAGGUGUACCGGUGCCGCCUAAGCGCCCCGUCCCUCGGCGCCAAUCUCUCAUCCCUCCACGGCCACCCUCCGGAGCGACGGCCGGGAAUCAGACAGUUAUCCUUAUAUGAGAGCAAGGAAAAAGCUAUAACAUAUUUUUCAUGUAAAAUUAUUGAAAUCCAUUGACAUGGUUAUAAGACAGAGUUUACCCAUUUUCCGUUUAUAAGUCUUUUUGACUCAAACAUCAUAUGACUUAGGCAUAAUUUAUACAUUGGGCUGAUUGAUUCAUGUUUAUAAAUUCACUUUGGCACUGCUGUUUAAAACAUGUAUGUUGUUAAGUUUCGUUUGUUUCGAAGAUGAUAUCAAAACCUGUUUUGUUUGUUGUAGUUUUGAUAUACCUUUUUAUAUUUGUAAUAAAUUUGUUUU